CGCCCCGGCCCGCACGCCCAGUCGGGGCCCAGGCCCGAGUGGAGCCUGGCCGCUGGCCGUUCGCCUCCGAGCCCUGCGCGUCGCCUCCUGGCCCGCGAAGGAGGCGGAGGAGGAGGAGGCGCCGCCUUCCCCGCGCCGCGCGCCCUCGCCGUUGUCUGCGCUCUGCUCUGGACCAGUUUGGGGAAGUUGCCCUGUCCCCGCGUUGCCCAGAUGUGUGACCUCAUUGAACCGCAGCCGGCGGAGAAGAUCGGCAAGAUGAAGAAGUUGCGGAGAACUUUGUCGGAGAGUUUCAGCCGCAUUGCUUUGAAGAAAGACGACACCACCUUUGAUGAGAUAUGUGUCACAAAGAUGUCUACACGGAACUGCCAGGGAAUGGACUCUGUGAUCAAGCCACUAGACACAAUUCCUGAGGAUAAAAAAGUCCGAGUUCAGAGGACUCAGAGCACUUUCGACCCUUUUGAGAAGCCAACUAAUCAAGUAAAGAGGGUCCAUUCAGAGAACAAUGCUUGCAUUAACUUUAAGACAUCUUCUGCAGGGAAAGAGUCACCUAAAGUUCGGAGGCACUCCAGCCCCAGCUCGCCAACGAGUCCCAAAUUUGGAAAGGCUGACUCAUAUGAAAAACUGGAAAAACUCGGGGAAGGAUCUUAUGCCACAGUCUACAAAGGAAAAAGCAAGGUCAAUGGGAAAUUGGUGGCCCUGAAGGUCAUCAGACUGCAGGAAGAAGAAGGCACACCUUUCACAGCUAUCAGGGAAGCUUCUCUGUUAAAAGGACUAAAACAUGCUAACAUUGUGCUGCUUCAUGACAUCAUCCAUACCAAGGAGACGCUGACACUUGUGUUUGAAUAUGUGCACACUGAUUUAUGUCAGUACAUGGACAAGCACCCUGGGGGAUUGCAUCCAGACAAUGUGAAGUUGUUUUUAUUUCAGUUGCUGCGAGGGCUGUCUUACAUCCACCAGCGUUAUAUUUUGCACAGAGACCUGAAACCACAGAACCUUCUGAUCAGUGACACGGGGGAGUUAAAGCUGGCAGAUUUCGGUCUUGCAAGAGCAAAAUCCGUCCCUAGCCACACAUAUUCCAAUGAAGUGGUUACUUUGUGGUACAGACCUCCAGAUGUCCUCCUGGGCUCGACAGAGUAUUCCACCUGCCUUGACAUGUGGGGAGUCGGCUGCAUCUUUGUUGAAAUGAUCCAAGGGGUUGCUGCCUUUCCAGGAAUGAAAGACAUUCAAGAUCAACUUGAACGAAUAUUUCUGGUUCUUGGAACACCAAAUGAGGACACAUGGCCUGGAGUUCAUUCUUUACCACAUUUUAAGCCAGAACGCUUUACCGUGUACAGCUCUAAACACUUGCGGCAAGCAUGGAAUAAGCUCACCUAUGUGAACCAUGCAGAAGACCUGGCCUCCAAGCUCCUACAGUGUUCCCCAAAGAACAGGCUCUCAGCACAGGCAGCAUUGAGCCAUGAGUAUUUUAGUGACCUGCCCCCACGGCUAUGGGAACUGACCGAUAUGUCUUCUAUUUUUACCAUCCCAAAUGUAAGAUUGCAACCAGAAACUGGAGACAGCCUGCGGGCCUUUGGGAAAAACAAUAGUUAUGGCAAAAGUUUAUCAAAUAGCAAACACUGACAAGCACAAAGUUCUCAAGAGAAUGCAGGAUUAAGUUGUCAUCAUUCUUGGAAGAGGAAGAAAAAAAAAAAAAAUUAAUGAAGUGGCCAAUAAUACAAAGAGAAUCAUGGAUCAGUUUCCUUCCCCUCCUGGUGGUGGAUUUCCCUUACAAGAAAAUUGAAUCUGGCAAGACCCUGUUUUCCCUGCAAUUUAUUUAAAACCUUGCACGCAUUUGGAUACCUUGUGAUUUCCAAGAACUAUGUGAAGAUUAAGCUUUGCUUACUGAUACAUGGCAUGUAUUCUUUUCAGUCUUUUGUGUUUGAUUUUGUUUGAUUUCCCUUUGCAGCGCAGCAUCUCUGUAAGGUCUUUAUGCUUUCACCAGCCACGUCUUAAAUACAUUAAGACAACGCAUUUGGUGUUCACACUUCUUCAGUAAUGUCUCUACAUGAAAGCCACGUAGUGGCAUAAAACAAUGUGUGUUUUCUUUGAGAGCACUGUGCAUUUUAUAGCCACUAGGAAGGA
Molecule: messenger RNA, 2121 nt
Organism: Chrysochloris asiatica (Cape golden mole)
Lineage: Eukaryota; Metazoa; Chordata; Mammalia; Afrosoricida; Chrysochloridae
Gene: CDK14
Product: cyclin-dependent kinase 14
Exons: 15
Coding region: 211-1620 (469 amino acids)
Biological process (GO): protein phosphorylation
Cellular component (GO): nucleus; cytosol; cytoplasm
Molecular function (GO): cyclin binding; ATP binding; cyclin-dependent protein serine/threonine kinase activity
Source: RefSeq, a predicted model, not a curated record